Periconia digitata is the source of this 985-nucleotide messenger RNA. The record is from the annotation of a GenBank genome assembly. NCBI's taxonomy places the organism in Eukaryota, Fungi, Ascomycota, Dothideomycetes, Pleosporales, Periconiaceae.
UCUCAGCAACGCCUCCCCAAUACAUGAUGUUAAGUAUAUAUGUGACCUUCUCCGUAGAUUUUUGGUUUCUACACAAUCAUUGUACAUAUCAUUUCAUCGCUUUUACCAAAUUUUGAACAUGAAGUUCAAAUCAACCGUCUUUCAACUUAUUCUGGCUACGCCUGGACUAUGCGUCUUCCCAUUCCUGGAAAAGCUCACUACCGGGAAAGACGUGUGUCUCACUCCAGAAUGCAUCGAAGCAGCAUCAAGAAUACUCAGUAACUUACAUCCGGAUCACAAAUCUAUUGAUCCUUGCAACAGCUUCGACCAAUACGUCUGUGGAGGAUAUCAUACCCAGUAUCCCACAGAUGACGAUAUGCGUGUGUUGGAAUACCUAGGAUACGAGAACAAAUAUCUUCUCAAAAGUAUCCUUGAUCGUCCGUAUCCAAAUAACAGCGAUUCUUCCGACGAUAAGCCCAGUUUCGAUAUGAUGGUCACGAAUUAUCAAUCAUGCAUGAAUCAGAAGACGCGGGACAACUCAUCUAUGGUCGAUAUUGGGAAUAUGGUGUCGGAACUUACAAAGCUAUUUCCCGUAACCGAUGAGGAGUGCACAACAAACAAGACUAUAGAGGACAAAGAUCAAGACAGUCUCGCAAAAGCUAUCGCUUUCCUCACCAAGAAAGGUGUCCCAUUUCUUGGUGAGUUUGGGGUAUUGCCCGACAACCAGAACCCCGAUAUCAUGAUUCCCACGUUUACCUUCAGUUCAAAUAUAUCAUCGAGUCGUGCAGUGCCUUCAAUGAUGACAAUGGGACAAAUCGCCGAGCUCACAGAAGAAACCUUGGGGAACAUUCUGACAAUUAUCUCGCCCAAGGGAUGGGAGACACGAGUGGCGUCUUUAGCGCGAGAAGUCUUGAAAUUGUUGGAUAGAGGGAGCCCUAGUCAUGUGACCCUGGAUAUUCACAUGGGCAUUCACCUCGCACGGAUCACCCCAUUCACAUAUCAGUAG